AUGGAGGAUGACGCGGCUGGGAACGGGGCGGCGCCGGGCGGACGCGGACCGUCGGCCAAGCGCGGGCGCACCGGCGUGACCAGCGGCGGUACGGAGGUGGCGCCGUGGGGCCAGCCGCCGCAGCCGGGGCAGAGGCAGCUCGGCGCGGCGUCGCGGAUCUGCCGCGUGAAGGCCACGGGCGGCAAGGACCGGCACAGCAAGGUGUACACCUCCAAGGGCAUCCGGGACCGCCGCGUGCGCCUGUCGGUGCCCACCGCCAUCCAGUUCUACGACCUGCAGGACCGCCUCGGCUGCGACCAGCCAAGCAAGGCCGUCGAGUGGCUCAUCAACGCCGCCUCCGCCGCCAUCGACGACCUCCCGCCGCUCGACCCGGCCGCCUUCGCCGCCAUGCCGGACGCCCAACACCAACCCGGGCCCCGCGCCGGCAAGCAGCAGCAGCAGCAAGGCAGCAGGUCCUUGUGCAGCAGCACGUCGGAGACAAGCAAGGGGUCCGAGCUCUCGCUCUCGCGCUCCGACGGCCGCGACAAGGAGGUCACCGUGGCCAGCGCGUCCCCGGCGCAGUCCGCCGCGUCCUUCACCGAGCUGCUCACCGGGGCCGGCACCGCAGACCCCAGGCAGCCCUCCUGGCAGCCCGUGUCCGCCGUCGCCUCAAACUGCGUCGGCGUCGCGCACCCAGGGAAAGCCGGCGCGCAGGUGGUGCCGACGUACCCCGGCUUCAGAUUCGGCAAUGCGCCCCCGGUCGGCAUGGUGCCGGCGCAGCCCUUCAACUUCAACUUCGCCACCUCCGCCCAGAUGACUCACUUCUCGCUCGACCAGGACGCGCUGGCGCCCGCUCCGGCUCCCGCUCCGGCGGGCGACUACAGCCUCGACUUCUCCAUGUCGUCGGGUUUCUUGGCCGCCAGCAGCAACAACAGGAGGACCCUUCUGUCCAAUUCGCAGUCGCAUUUCUCAAGCCAGCAGCAGCUCCAGGACCUGGGCGACGGCCCGAGCCCUCCAUUCCUCUAUGAUGAAAACGCCGCCGCCGCUGUCGCCGCGGACAACCACCACCUCACGGCUACCGCGGCGCUGCAGCUGUGGAACGGAUUCCGGCAAUCCGCCAUCAAGGAGAAGACCAAGAACUGAUCCCGCGCGCCAAACAUUCUCCAACGCUGGAACGGAAAACAUCGAUGUUUCCUGAAUAUGUUUCGGCAUCGGCAAUAAUAUUCACCUCGUGGAGUGGAGCUGCUGCCUUGGAGUUUAUGGCGACGACUGUCUGUGUCCUUGGAGCUGGAUGAUCACCCAUCGUUCUUCCAACUCUACUCUGGUCGCCGUAUAUGGACCCUGCUGCCAUUUAUCUAGGGAAUCAUGGGCUGCAUUUUUUUCCUUCUCUCAGAUGAUGGAUGUGUACAAGUUUUUUCGGCAGUUUUAGACAAGACAGGCAGACCUAGCUGUGGGAGCUGUAAUUCUUUCGUUUUAGAAACUGUGUUGGGUGGAUUUAUGCAACGUGCCCCCCUUUUAGGCCAGACUAUUGCCGAGUUUUG
Molecule: messenger RNA, 1520 nt
Organism: Lolium rigidum
Lineage: Eukaryota; Viridiplantae; Streptophyta; Magnoliopsida; Poales; Poaceae
Product: transcription factor PCF6-like
Exons: 2
Coding region: 1-1122 (373 amino acids)
Biological process (GO): regulation of secondary shoot formation
Cellular component (GO): nucleus
Molecular function (GO): DNA-binding transcription factor activity; sequence-specific DNA binding
Source: RefSeq, a predicted model, not a curated record